ACACUGCAGGCUGCCUUCACGGACCUGCCGCUUCAAGAAGAAGGAAGUGAUCCUCCCUUCGGAUUUUCAUUGUGUACAGACAGUGGUAUCUGUAGCUUCUUAUCAGUAUCAAUGCAGCGUUUCAAACUGAACCCCUAAAGAAACCAGCGGUGGAGCAGCAGCUACUCUCUUUACACUGGAUGAUAUUUGGACUCUAAGCCAAACUGAAGUCGUGUUGGAGACUGGACUUUUUCUUUCGAUGAAACGUCAUGGGUACACAAGGACAUCACAGCUCAAUCUCAGAGGAUCCUGAUCUGACAGUGGGGACGGAGAGGGGUAAAACACUGAAGCACUUUCCUUCAUAUGGCUCCACGAAUGGAAACUCAACAGGAGACACCUGUCCCACAUGUCGCGGGACCGGACGAAUUCCCAGAGGACAUGAAGACCAGCUGGUAGCUGUGAUACCAUGCAAUGAUGUGAGGCUGAAACCCAGACGCACGAAGCUGUAUGUGUGCAUCUCCAUGGCCGUGUGUCUCUUGCUCUGCUGUCUGAUCCUCUUCUUCCUCUUCCCCCGGAGCAUCACCCUCACACCCGUGUCUGUGCUGUCAGUCAUGGUCUACUUCACCCCAGACACAGUUGAUAUGGAGGUCACGAAUCUCAUCAACAUCACCAACAACAACUUUGUCCCGGUUCAGAUCGUUGAGUUUAACGUGCAGGGUUUGGUCACCGACAUAGUUGUGGGCAAGACCAAGAUAUCGAACAUGACCGCCAUCCAGUCCAGAUCACAGAAAUCUUACACCAUUCGAGUUGACCUGCCCAUCAUGGAUAAAGGCUUAAACACUUACUGCAAAUCGACCUCUAUCAAGAUUCACACACUAUUUCUGGAGCUGCAAAUGACAAUGAAUAUCUCCUAUCUCUCCCACACGGAGCAGCUGUCUAUGAACACGUUUGAAUAUAUUGAUUGUGGCACCAAUUCAACGAUCCCACAUCCUGUAAGCCGAUGAAACCAAAAUGAAAAACACCAAAGUGUGACAUAAUGAAUAUUCUGGCUGCAUUGUACUUUGUAUAGGAUGUGAAUGUGUGAAUGAUAACGUCUGCGAAAAUGCAUCCAAUCUUAUUCUGUAUGUUGUUUUAGCAUACCUGAAGUUUUUAAUCAGUCACUACAAAGUUGUAAUUUAAAAAUAUACUGUAGAUAGAUUAUUCAAAUACUCUUAUUCUAUGUUGAAUGAAUGUGUUUUCUUUGAGAUCUGCCUGUAAAUCUGUGUUGCAGGCAAAUUAGUCUCAUAAAAUUGUGUGAAACAAGCGGUUUCUGAAAUGCAAAGUGUUAAAACUGUAUUUUCAUGUUAAACCAUGUACAUUUUGUAAAAAUGUAACUAAUUUCACAACAGCUUACUUUUUUGGGCAGGAUGCCACACAUUGUGUAAACAGGAUGUUAAUUUCUGAUAAUUUUGUCUUUUUUCAUUUGCACUUUAUUAAACUGUGGCAUUUAA
Seriola dumerili (greater amberjack) is the source of this 1469-nucleotide messenger RNA. RefSeq names its product transmembrane protein 106B-like (gene tmem106a). The record is from RefSeq and is a predicted model, not a curated record. NCBI's taxonomy places the organism in Eukaryota, Metazoa, Chordata, Actinopteri, Carangiformes, Carangidae. The transcript is spliced from 8 exons. The coding region runs from base 249 to 983 and encodes 244 amino acids.